AUGGACACCAUCAUUUCAGCUGAGAUUCCAGAUAAGGUUACUGACUUGCUAUAUUAUACAGCUGUUGAAGAAUUCAUGGUUCAUGGACCUUGCGGACACCACAAAACAAAUUCACCGUGUAUGGUAAAUGAUAAGUGCUCUAAACAUUUCCCCAAGAGAUUCCUUGAUUCAUCUCAGUUUGAUCAAGAUGGGUACCCGUUGUACCGUAGACGAAAUGACAAUAGAAUGGUGAAAAAGAGUGGAAUAGAGCUUGAUAACAGGUAUAUUGUACCUCAUAAUCGAUAUCUACUAUUGAAGUACAGAGCCCACAUUAAUGUGGAAUGGUGUAACCAAUCACGGUCAAUCAAGUAUUUGUUCAAGUACGUCAACAAAGGUAAUGACCGGGUUACAGCUGAGUUUUAUAAGACCACGACUGAUGACAUCGGUAAUGAAGUUGUAGAUGAAAUCAACAUGUACUACGAUUGCCGAUACAUUUCUGCUUGUGAGGCAACUUGGCGCUUACUUAGUUUUGAGGUACAGUAUCGCACACCACCUGUUGAGAGGCUAAGCUUUCACUUACCGGAUUGCCAAUCAGUUGUCUUUCAAGACGAUGAUAACAUUAAUCACGUUUUGAAUAGGGAGUCAGUUGCACAAAGUAUGUUCAAUGGAUGGUUCAUAGCAAACAAAAAGUACCCACAGGCGAAACAGUUAAGUUACAUAGAGAUGCCCACAAAAUUUGUUUGGAAAAAGGACAUCCGUGAAUGGCAUCCAAGAAAGAAGGGUUUCGCUAUCGGUCGAAUAUUCUAUGUUCCACCAGCAUCUGAUUUGUUUCUAACUGAAGAAGAGAAGAAGAACUUUGGACUAAUCGAGCUGGAGAAAUUGCUGGAACAACAGAAUAAAUCUUUACAAGACUACCACCCGAUGCCAAUCCCAGAAAUGGUUAACUCUACAUUGGUACGUAAUCGAUUGCUGUAUGAAGAAUUAUCAUAUGACCGUGAGUUUUUAAAGAAUGAGGCUGAAGAGUUGUGUGGUAAGUUGACGGAAGAACAAAGAUCGAUUUACAAUACUGUGCUAGAAGACGUUUCCAGUAAGCUGGGUGGUUUGUUUUUUGUUUAUGGUUACGGUGGUACUGGGAAAACGUUUAUGUGGCGAGCAUUGUCAUCUACAUUGCAUUCAAAGGGCCAGAUUGUUUUGAAUGUUGCGUCAAGUGGUAUAGCUUCGUUGUUGUUGCCUGGUGGACGAACUGCACACUCAAGGUUCGCAAUACCAAUAGCAAUAAACGAAGAUUCGACAUGUAACAUUAAACAAGGAAGCCAGUUAGUUGAUUUAUUGAUACAAACAAGUUUAAUAAUUUGGGAUGAAGCGCCGAUGAUGCACAAGUAUUGUUUUGAAGCACUAGACCGUACCAUGAGGGAUCUGUUGCGUUUUGUAGACCCGAACAGUUCCAACAAGACUUUUGGUGGCAAAACAGUAGUACUGGGUGGUGAUUUCCGUCAAAUACUACCCGUGGUCCCCAAAGGUACUAGGCAAGAUAUAGUAUGUGCUACUAUCAAUUCGUCAUACUUAUGGGAUAGUUGCAGGGUCAUGAAGCUAACACAAAAUUUGCGACUAAGUAAUGUUGAAAAUCACGACGAGCGUCGUAGCGCCAAACAAUUUGCAGAUUGGAUUGCAGCAAUAGGCGAUGGAAAGAUUGGUGGACAUAAUGAUGGUUAUGCUGAAGUAGAAAUACCUAGGGAUAUGUUACUACCUACCAAUGGUGACCAUAUUGCAACCAUUGUUCGGAGUACAUUUCCAAUGUUUGCAAAUGGUAACUCUAAUGCGAGUUAUCUUAAAGGCCGUGCUAUUCUAGCCCCUACACUAGAUGUAGUGAAUUCAGUUAAUGAGUAUAUGAGUAACCUGCAUACUGCUGAAAGUAGAACAUAUUUUAGUUGCGACACAAUAUGCAAAGCGGAUGCAGGUAGUGGAAUAAUCGGCGAUGUCCACACCCCUGAGUUUUUGAACGGUAUUAGAGCUUCAGGUAUUCCAAACCAUGCAUUGACUGUAAAAAUUGGUUCCCCAGUAAUGUUAUUAAGAAAUAUUGAUCACUCAGUUGGAUUGUGUAAUGGUACGCGGUUGGUGAUCACAAAGUUAGCAGACCGUGUAAUUGAAGCUGAAUUAAUAGAUGGUGCUAACAAAGGUGAAAAAGUGUUGAUACCUAGAAUGUCGAUGUCACCCUCAGACACAAGAUUACCAUUCAAGUUUCAACGACGACAAUUCCCACUAAUGUUAGCGUAUGCAAUGACUAUUAACAAAAGUCAAGGACAAACACUGUCACAUGUAGGUUUGCUUCUAAAAAAACCAGUUUUUGUUCAUGGUCAAUUGUACGUUGCUGCAUCUCGAGUUAACAACCCAAGUGGGCUCAAAAUAUUGGUUGCCAGUGACUCAAGGAAAACUGCUACAUCAACAACCAACGUGGUAUACCAUGAAAUCUUCAAUAAUUUGUAA
Ipomoea nil (Japanese morning glory) is the source of this 2463-nucleotide messenger RNA. RefSeq lists its product as uncharacterized. Gene Ontology annotation, biological process: DNA repair; telomere maintenance. Bases 1 to 2463 code for a protein of 820 amino acids. The transcript is spliced from 2 exons. Gene Ontology annotation, molecular function: DNA helicase activity. NCBI's taxonomy places the organism in Eukaryota, Viridiplantae, Streptophyta, Magnoliopsida, Solanales, Convolvulaceae. The record is from RefSeq and is a predicted model, not a curated record.